Molecule: messenger RNA, 7984 nt
Organism: Haplochromis burtoni (Burton's mouthbrooder)
Lineage: Eukaryota; Metazoa; Chordata; Actinopteri; Cichliformes; Cichlidae
Gene: pdzd2
Product: PDZ domain containing 2
Molecular function (GO): protein binding
Source: RefSeq, a predicted model, not a curated record
ACCAUCUUACAAUGCUGUGAUUGCAGCCAUUCUCCAACUCUCUGUGAAUUCUUGAAUGUGUUGUCUGUCACUUCUUUUCACCCACUUGUCCACAUCAUCUGUGUGGGUGUGGCAUAUCAGUGGCCCUGGUACUGACCUCCCAGUCCAUUGUUCAUCAGUGGUGCUAGUUUCAGUCAAUAACCAAAUGUACUGUUGUGUAAACCUGCAGUCAGCUGAGAGUCACCUGGAUGAGUCAUGAAAACUCUUCAUCCAGAUGAACAGCUGCAGUCUCUCACCCUCAUUUUUCAAAUACAUUUAAUAGCAAACACUCAUAAAGCAGUUUCCAUCUGAAGAGGACAUACCAUGUUCAGACAUCAGAGACUAAAACAGCUCUGCUAUCACUUCAGACAUAAAUAAAGACAGAGUGUUUGAAGGGUUAGUGAAGUCUGGCUAGCUGAAACAUAGUGUGCUACCUGGUGGUGCUAACAUAGUGUAAUGAAGACCGAGGAAUAGUGGUAACUAAUAAUAAUGAAAGUAAAUGUGAUUGGAUGAAUGCAGUCCGACAGUGACCAGUGAUUAUUUUCAGGGGCUUGUUUGUGCCAAAAAAAAGGAAAAUGCAAAGCACUGCAACAUGUUAAAAAGAUGGCCGCCUUAAUAAACUCAGUAGGAGCUUGGAACCAGAGGCAGGGUUGAUACGUCACCAUAUAUGACCUAUUGUUCUACAUGUUGGAACAGCAGGUCCUACUAAAUAAUGAUGACGUGCACCAGACGCGUCUUAGUAUCAAUAAGCAUAAAAGAAGAAAGGCACUGCCAAGUGAAAUGAAAGGGCACAACUGGUAGAACUCGCAGUACACAUGGGGCUCAAUCUAGGCUGACUGCUGGAGAGCCAUGUGUUUACCUGAGGACACCAAUCACCCACCUUGAUGGCCCGGUGGAAGCACCUUCAGUUGAACUAAUCAUUUACUGUAUGACUUUAUCAGUCCCCAACAUUUUGGCUUUCUUUAUAACAUUGCCUCAGUUCAGUGCUCUGUGUGGGUAUUCAGUUAUGUGCUCUCUCUGAAGGUCCCACCAAAGCAUUUCAGUGGGGCUGAGGUCUGGAAUGGGCCUUUGCAGCAACUUGACUCUUUUCUUUUUCAGCUGUGCUUGGGAUCAUCGUCCUGUUGCAUGACCCAAUUAGAGCCAAGCUUUAACUGUCAGACAGAUGGACGCACAUUUGACAGAUGGUCCACACUUCAUGCUCCACUCAGUGAUUGAAAGGUGCCCAGAUCACCACGCCUCCACCACUGUGCUUCACAGUUUGUGCUGAUAUUUAAAAGUGGUCCUCUGCACGCCGCCAGACGUCUUCACUUUGGUAUCGUCUGUCUGAAGGAUAUUGUUCUAAGUGUUUUGUUGUUCAUUUUGCAGCUUUGCAAACCUAAGCUGUGCUACCACACUGACUUUAGACAGAAGAGGCUUCGACUGGCAGCCCUUCCAACAACUUGUAUGUUUUCAAGUCUUUUUUCUAAUUGUACUGACAUGAAAUGCAUCAUUUGAGAUGCAACACAGGCCACCUAUAUCGCCUUAUCCCAAGGAUGCAUUAAGGUGUUUUUUGUACUUUUCUGUACUCUGUAGGGUCCUGUAAAUGAUUUUAACAUGGUUGUAUGUUGAAUAUAUAUGUGAGAGUGUGCUGUUUGAGAAGAAGAAAGCCCGGGUCUACCAGUGCACUAAAGGAGGUGAAGAACAAAGGUUACAAUGUUAGAGAGAUGUCCAUGUGUGUGGCAUCAUAGUAACCAGGAUGAAUAAGCACAGUCACGUAUACAGUACGGCUGGUUUCAUUUGAACUUGGAGACAGUCAGAGUGGAAACACUGAGCAGCAUGCUAACAUCUGCUAAUUCCUGCUUCAUGUUGUAACAAGUUCAAGUUGGGAGAGCGCAGUUUGACAGACCAUAGUAUUAUUAUUACUACUGUAGAGUUAUCACACGAUGUGAUGGACAGCACAUCACAACACGUAGUGUUGAGUGGGGAGCCCGCGGGGGGAGGAGCUGGGCGCAAAAGAACCACCUCAACAAAUCUGGACGUGACUCCACCCUCCGUGUGCAGUGGGGAGUGGGGCAGCCGAGUGACAGUUCAACCCGAACCCAAACCACCCGUGACUGUGGCUCAGCAGGCUGAAGUUUGACUUUGUCUCUGUGUUUUUUGCCUCGGUGUUCCCGGAGAGGAUAUCGGGACUUCUGAAGUUUGGAGCCGCUUUUCUUCAGAAGCUUUGCGCCACUUUAUUCCUGCACACAGGCGCUCUGUGAAGCGCGCCUUUCAUCUCUCUUUAAAAAGGAAAAAACCCGCUGAAAACACGGAGGAUUGUUCGAGCUGGAAGUGGAAGCCCUAGAGGAACACGGUGUAGCCCGCAGGCUUCCUGUGCUCACGUACGCUGGAUGCACUGAAGGAUCCUGUGAAUGCCCAGGAGCUGCUACGUUUCUGCACUUGCUGGAAGCAGAGCUGACCCACACCAGACGUGUCCUGUCAGUGAUGACAUCCACCCUGGUUCACAUCUCCGCCACACUGUCUCUGCACUGCUCUCUCUGAGUGAUGGGUUUGGGGCAGCCGUCCCAGACUGGUUCCUGCUCCUACACUGAUCAUUGGAAGCAUCAGAGUGGCGCCUGGUGAAGGACAAGGGGAGAUGCCAGGAUGCCUAUCACUCAGGACAACGCCAUAAGCAUUCUCUCACUGCUGGAGGAUUGGCGUGGGGCUCACAGCACGAGGUCACAGCAGGAUGAUGAUCUAAGUCAGGACAGCUCCUCUGGCUACACGCGGCUGGAUCCUGACUCCUACCAGAAUGGGGAUGGGGAGAGUGUGUGCAGCACUGUUAGUGGCGGAGGAUGUGUGGAGGACACGUCCCUCUGUCUGGCUGCUAUUCAGAAGUUGGUGGAGUACAUUCAUUUCAACUUCAUGGAGGGGGACACAGCUCCAUCAGCCAGCCGGGCCUCAUACAGUGAGGCGUUAGAUGUUGAGCUUCAUACGGUUUCCCUCAGUAAGGAUGAGGGGGAUGCUGCGGACUUCGGCCUUAGCUUUGGAAACAUCCCUAUUUUUGGAGACCCAAAGGGAAGAAAGAAGGGAGGCCCGAGGAGCAGGAGGGAUCAGAGCCCCAUCAUGGAUGUGGGCUGCAUCUGGGUGACGGAGGUGAGGAAGAGGAGCCCAGCAGCUCGUUGUGGUGGGAUCAAACUGAGAGAUGAACUGCUGUCACUGAAUGGGCAGCUAAUGGUGGGAGUAGAUGUCAGUGGAGCCAGUUACCUGACUGACCAGUGCUGGAAUGGAGGCUGUAUUUACCUGAUACUGCUGCGGCGAGUCAAGCGAAAGGCUCCUCUUCCUCCCUGCGAUGCAGCUGAAAGUGUUUGUAUCCCACUCACCAGUGACAACUGUGAAGACCGGCGUCGCAGCACAUCUGAGUCCUCCGACAGCUCUGCAAAUUACAGACGCACACGUAAAUUUGGAGUGAUAUCACGCUCAUCCUUCAACCAAGAGGACAGGCAGCGUACGAGCUCAGAAGUCCGGAGGUCUUAUCAUGACUACAGUUCUCAUCCUGAGAAUAUAGAAACUAGUCCUCCAGAUAACUCAGCUCACAUCCUCCCCACACCUUCUAAGGAAAGCCCGGACCACUGUUCUCAGGUCAGAGCUGCUCCCCAGCGUCAACACGGUGGCGAGGCUGCCCCCCAGUCGCUAAGGUGUUACAGUCAGCUGCUAGAGUUCAAAAUGGAUUCUCCCUGCAGUGAAUAUUUAUGCCAGCCCAGAGAUACCAACCACAUCUGGAAAAUGCACAUGGUGAAGGGUCAGGAGGGCCUUGGCAUAAAGAUCACAGGGGGGCGUGGCUCCAAGCGUUCCCCUCAUGGCAUCAUCAUUACACAUAUAGAGGAGGGAGGCGCCAUUUACAGGGAUGGGCGUCUUCAUGCUGGUGAUGAGUUACUGAUGAUUAAUAAUCAGUCUUUGGUGGGUCUUACUCAUCAGGAGGCUGUUGCCAUUCUCCGCUCUGCUACAGGUCUGGUCCAGUUGGUGGUUGCCAGUAGGGAGGAUUCAGAUGUAGGCUUUGAUCCUUUUCCAUCCGCCAGUCUGCCAGACCUUGUCAGCACCUGCAGCUCCACUUCAUCCCUGUCCCAGGCUGCUCACACCAAGACUUCCAACAGUAGCACCAGUCUGCACAAGUCCUACAUGGUUGAUAGCCUGGAGAAAUUAGAAGAGCAAAGUCAGGAGGAAACAGCCCAAAGAUCCUGCUGCGGCCCCACAGCCACGAAGCUGUGCAGCCAACCCCAGGGAGGGAGCACUCGCCUGGAAUCAGUGGGUGAGGAUGAUGAGCUGUUUGUGGCUAAUGGGACAAGCUCCUUUGAAAUGAUUGAGAAGCCCGGCCGACGUAAACACUCCCUACCUCAACAGCUGGACCCGUCUGGAGUGAGACAGGAAUAUCAGAUCAUUAAGAAAUCAGCUCGCUCCCUGAGCACUUUUCAAGUGGAAUCUCCAUGGCGACUGGCCCAGCCAUCCAUUAUCUCCAGUAUAGUAUUAAUGAAAGGUCAGGGCAAGCUGUAGAUCGACUGCUCAGCCCGGGAGGGACUGUGUGGUCACAGAGCAGUGAUGGAUCCACAGUGGAUCCAGCCAAAUCUGUUCAGGGGGGGACUGAUCAAGUAAUAAGAACACAUUUAGGAAAAGCCACAAUCCAACCAGACUGUAACUUGCCCAUCGUCAAUGUAGACGACGUGUUAUCAGAUGUGAGCCACGACACCAGUGAGGAAAUAUCAUGUGAUGAGCCUGAAACCUGCUGUCCAGGCCAACAUGGUGCAGCCCUGUGUGAGAAGCCUCCUUUGGAAGCCAGAGAUGAAAAGAGUGCUGCCUUUCUGAUGAAUAAACAUGUGAACCAACAGAAAGAAGGCACCUCUGCAGUUUUCAGCGGAUCAGGUCCAGAAAAAUCAAAUCCUAGUUGUAAACACAUGGAUCCCACUGCAGAUAUCAGUGGUUCAAACAGUGACUGCAGUGCAGUGGUAAAGAACAUGGCAGAUGGUAUUGGUGGUGUCUCUUCUACACGGUCACCAUGCCAGUUUCUUAACAGUACAGCACCUGUUUCUGCUACAGAGACACACUUUGACAGAGUUAAAGCGUGUGCAGCAUCCAGACACACGAGCGUUUACAGAAACCAUGCUCCACCAGCAGCCCACUCCGUCACUGAAAAUCUGCAUGCAGACGUCUCCCAAAGAUCAGAUUUACUGAGGUGUGACGACACACAAACAUAUUCAGUGGAAUCCAACCCCUCAGGCUCCAGGCUAUCCAAAAUGUCAGCGUCAGUGAGCAACAAUCACAAAGUCGUGCAGUGUAAAGAUACGUUAAAGCCUGACGCUCGCUCCUUGCCUAAGACAAGCUCAAAGCUGAAACACCACGGUUACUCAGACAGUCCUGUGUGGAGGAGUAACUUCAGACUUCAGGUUGAAAGUGGUCCUUCCACACUUAAAGGUUUGAGUAUUAAAAAGAAGAACAGCCCAGAGGAGCCUCUUCAAAAACUGUUGGGGAGUCCAGUCCCUGCAGAUACAAAGGCUUCCUUCAGACAGUCAACAAAUCCAGCAGCUGUGGUAACCAUUGGGAUUUUGAAGCCCACUAACCAGCCUGAUGUCAGGAGUGGCCUAGCUGUGGCCGGAGCAGGUGACACAAAGCAAAUAAUGACUGAGCAUGGAAAUUCAGAUGGAGCUUUGCAAACUGUGCAGCUGCCCAAAAAAGAUAUGCACGUAGGUUACGAAGCAAAAGCUGAAUCACAUGGACCUGCCACUCAGAGGACAUUCAUGGAAGUGCGACUGUCUUCCUCAUCAUCAUCAUCAUCAGCAUCAGCAGCAGCAGCAGCAGCAGCUAUGUCACAUAGAGACAAAAAGGUUUCAAAAGAAAAUAAACACAGAAAUGAUACAGAUGCACGAUUAGCAGCAAUGCAUUCAUCCACUGUCACCGCAGAAGAAAGAACAGCUGCCUCGGUCACCAACACAGCAUUUCAUUCACUGUCUUCUACAGCAGCUCAUUCAACAAGUAAAGGUUUCAAACCUGUGACAGUUAUGGAGACAGAAGAGACAGCGAAGUCCAGCACAUCCAGACUGUCCGCACAGACCCUGUCCACACAGACCCUGUCCGCACAGACCCUGUCCGCACACACUGCCUCGUCUGCAGAUUACAGUCCUUUCUCUGUCCGACAUAAAAUCAAAUCCUUUGAGAAUCUGGCUAAUGUUGACAAGCCCCUGGUGAAAAGCAGUGAUCCUCAGCCGUAUGCGCUGGCAUAUAGAGCCCCGCUGAACCAAAGGAUUGCAGGUUAUAUGGAACUGGUUAAUGCUGUUGACUUCCGGACACGGCAAAGGAGUUUUAGCUCUUAUGUGGGAAAUCUGCUUCCAGCCACAUCCUGUUCUCUUCGUCUUCAUAAGUCUUCUGAGAAUGAAGUUCACAAAGCUCCAGAUGGGGCUGCACCACACACUCCUCCAGUGCUGCGCAAGAAACAUGGCAGACUUCUCUACAGUAGGUUACGGCAGCUCAGGGCUCUCAGCAUGCCUGAGCUGGAAAAACUGUGCAAAGAGGACGCUGCAGGAGGGCGCAGCAAUGCAGAUAAAACAGACUCUGACACCCAGUCCACUAUAGCCCCAGUGACUGACAGCUUUCCAACCUGUGCAACUCCAGUGAAAGCAGAUUUGAACAGCGUUAACCACAGUGAGGCUGAAGUCACUGAAAAGACUGCUCAGAGGACCCGAGAGACCCAUGGCCGGCAGCUCGGCUGGUCCAUCAGUUUAGAGGAGCUGUCGGCUUCACCUGUGAGUCAGUGUAAACUGCAAACACUGCUGUCCUCACUAACAGCGAAAGCUUACAUAUCAACCCUGCUUCAGCAAACCAAGACUAACAGAAAUACUCGUCUUGUUGUCCUGAGUAAAGGAGAAGGUUCAGGACUUGGUUUCAGUAUUGCUGGAGGAGUUGACCUCGAGCAAAAGGACAUAACUGUUCAUCGGGUCUUCACGAAAGGUGCAGCUGGUCUUGAAGGUACAAUCCAAAGAGAUGACAGCAUUUUAUCCAUAAAUGGCACCAGUCUGGAGGGUAAAACACACGCAGAGGCUAGAUCCUGUCUUCAUCAAGCCAAGCAGUCCAACCAGGUCUUAGUGGUCAUUCACAGAGACAAAGACAGUGUGCAGUGUAUCUCUGACAGACAAGCCUCGGCUACCCAGAAGUCUUUGGAGCGUAGCGGAGCUGUGGAUGUCAGUCCAGAUGGCGCUGUAACAGUGGAGCUUCAUAAUACUUCUGUUGGACUGGGCUUCAGUCUGGAGGGGGGCAGGUCUUUGAGCCACGGAGACAGGCCUCUCACUGUCAAACGCAUCUUUAAAGGAGGAGCUGCAGAGCUUUCCGGGCUUAUCGAGGUUGGCGAUGAAGUCCUGUCUAUCAAUGGCGGUUCUCUGGAGGGACUCAUGCACCAUGAUGCCUGGAAAAUGAUCAAAGCCACUAAUGAAGGGCCUAACCAGCUCCUCAUACGCAAGCAGAGCAAUGUGAUGGUAAAAAACAAGGAAACGGAGUCCUGACAGGCUCUACUGUUCAAGCGGAUACGUUUAAAAAAAGCAGUUAUACAUUUUGAUGGUUGGACUUUUUGGUUAGCCUUUUUAAAAUAUCUUUGUAUUUAAUAAUUGGCUGGACACUAUUGUGGUGCAUAAUACGUAAUUAUGAUUUUUCGAAUGAAGAGUUCAGUUUAUUUAUAAUAAAUUAACUUUUGAACACUCAGAAAUAAUACAUUUGUAAGGCAUUCCUUUUUUAAAAUAAAGUUGAUAUGUUGACAGAAAAUUUGCAGGUGACUGUGGCUCUAGCAUUCCAGCUUAUACAUCCACACUAUAUGCCUCUGUACCUACUCACCUAUAUGGACAUCAAGACGAGGGAGCUCUUUGCCAUUAAUGGAGGAAUUCAGGUAUCGGGUAUGAAGGUAGCCGAUAUGGACAAUGGCUCCAUCCGGUGCUGCAGCCAUCUUUCCAGUGCUGGACACAGAUAUGUAUAU